GGGGCUGCGCGGCAACCCAUCACAACACCGCCGCUUGGCUGGUGGCCUAAUCACGCCCGCCUUGCGUGCUAGCUAGUCUUGCGUUCUAUUAACUCCCAGUGUGUUGAAGUGGUCAAGUGUGUGAAAUUUCAAGUGGAAAAUUAAAAAGUGUGUUAGGAUGUGUUUAAACUUUCCAAAACUAUUUCUGGGUUGAUACACACUCGUGGCUUUUGAAAACUUUUCUAGCCCUGUAGUUGAACAAAACAUGUAACGAAAAAUUCUGAUCGAACUUUUAAGUAUACUAUUCUGAAUUUGAAAACUCGGUUUGUUGAAGUGAUAUUGAUUGUGAAACAUUGUAACUUAUAAUCAAAAUCAACCUUAUAAUUGACAAAUUGUGCACCGACAGUUCAUUAAAUCAAGAAAGUGUGAAGUGAUGCGUUGAAUAGUGAGACGAGUUCUAUAAUUGUGUUCUUCAUUUUGUAAAGAAAGCGGUGUCUAUUUUGGCGACAACUGGACAGAAAUGAACAUUAUGUGAUAACAUUGACAUUUUUUACAAUACGAAACGAACAGUGAUGAACAAAUUUUACCUUGAACCUUGUUUUAGAUAUUGAGUGAGUGUUUAAACAAUGUGAAAGGUUUGUGAAGGAUUGGGUUACAUUUUUGGGGUCUAGUGGAAAAUGGGAUGAAUUGGGAUUGAAGUGGUGAGCGAAGUGACUUGCAUCUUGGACUGAAUUGGUGUCUGGAGCAAGUUUUUGGAACAGAGGAGGCAUCUAGCAGGAUUGGUGUCUGGGGCAAGUUCCAAGUGAAGACAGAGGCAUCUAGCAGGAUUGGUGGAGACGUGUCUAGAGCAAGUUUCUAGUUUUCUAGAGCAGGGUUGGUGGAGCAAGUGUUUAGAGCAAGUUUCUAGUUUUCUAGAGCAGGAUUGGUGGAGCAAGUGUCUAGAGCAGGCAGGGGCAUGAGCGGGUAUGAGAUCGGGCGAGCGGUAUGGGUUUGUGGGGCGACGCCGUGUUCCGUCAGCAUGACUGCCACGAUGGCUCUUUUCGGAAUGGUCUGGCUUCUACGCAUGCGCGCAGAGAUGCGUCGCUGCUCCAGAUGCCAUCGCGAGGGCUGCGCCCCCUUGGCCGCACACACGCACUCCCCCCACACCAGCACACCCAUAUUCACGGUUGAGGGUGCUGCCCAGCAGUCCCCCUCGCCACCUGGCACCUACUGCGAGGUCCACGGUUAUGUGCCUCGAAAAGAAGAUAUUCAAGAAUUCUACGAGCUGACACUUCUCGAUGACACGAAAUCGAUUCAACAGAAGACAGCUGAAACUAUAAGAAUAGCGAACAAAUGGGAGUCCAAUGACGGUCCCAUCACCAAUGAUGUAAGUGUCUCCCUGUCAUCCGCACCAAAUUAUCUGGAAGCAGUUGAGGUUUGCCCUGAGUCGCUGCUGCCGCUGACGCAGGCCCUCCUCACCCUGCAGGAGCAGCGAACCAUCACAAAUGAUCAUCUAGACCUCGACCUGGUCUACCCUGAGAAGACUCGGUACAGCGGCGAGGAGGAGUUGCCGCCCCCACCCUCGCCGCCACAGGUGAAGGAGACGGUCGACCUUGACGGGGUGCCGCGGCUGGCCAGCUGCGACCGCAUCAUCCAGCCCCAUGCCGCCCCUCUCCCACCUCCGCCUGCAGACCUCAACAACCACCUCAACAAUAAGAGCAGUGAAAGCUGGCAAGGCCACGAUAGCGAUCAGGCUCACACUCCCUUACUUGGCGCAGGGGAAAACAAGCACGUAAACGGAGAGGGAGAAUGGGAGUACGAGGAGAUAGUGCUGGAGCGCAGUGCGCCGGGCCUGGGCUUCAGCAUAGCCGGCGGCACCGACAACCCGCACAUCGGCGACGACUCGUCCAUCUUCAUCACCAAGCUGAUCCCGGGCGGCGCCGCGGCGGCCGGCAAGCGGCUCAAGGUCAACGACGUCAUCCUCAAGGUCAACGAGGUGUCCGUCGUCGAUGUGCCCCACUCGGCCGCCGUCGACGCGCUCAAGAACGCCGGCAACAAAGUCAAAUUGUUUGUAAGAAGAAAAACACAUGGUAUCCAAAACAUGGCCAUACAUGAAAUAGAGUUACUUAAGGGACCGAAAGGCCUUGGCUUCAGUAUUGCUGGAGGUAUUGGGAAUCAACACAUUCCUGGCGACAAUGGAAUAUAUGUGACUAAGAUAAUGGAUGGAGGAGCUGCUCAAAUAGAUGGUCAAUUGCAAGUUGGAGACAAGUUAAUAGCUGUUAGGAAUACUACGAAAGGUGCGAAGAAUUUAGAGAAUGUAACCCAUGAAGAGGCGGUAGAGACACUGAAGGCAACGCACGAAAGUGUCAUCCUGGUGGUUGGCAAGCCUGAUGCGUUGGCUUAUCUACCUCCACCUCCCCCAAUGCCCGAUGUUUCAACGAGUCCUCAGCCUUCUGUUCAGGAGUCUCUACAUGCUUCUACAACGCAGUUGCAUACUGCGACCCCCAAAUCUGUCAGCAUUGAGGAUGUUUCCAAUAGGGAGACGCGAACGAUAGUGCUGACUCGAGGCCCGCAGGGCUUGGGCUUCAACAUCGUGGGCGGAGAUGACGGCUUCGGCAUCUUUGUGUCGUUCAUCCUGGCUGGUGGACCGGCCGACGCCAGCGGCGAACUGAAGCGCGGCGACCAGAUACUCAGCGUCAACGGCGUCAGUCUCAAGAACGCCACUCAUGAGAGCGCCGCUCACGAGCUCAAGGGAGCAGGACAGACGGUUACAAUAGUAGCUCAGUACAGGCCUGAAGACUACAAUAAGUUUGAAGCACGACAAACUCAUGACAAGCCCAUCCAAUCAAUGGGAACAUUACUACCAACAUCACAGAAACGAUCAUUCUAUGUCAGGGCGCUGUUCGACUAUGACCCGUUGAAAGACGACGGCCUGCCGAGCCGCGGCCUGACGUUCCACUACGGCGAUAUCCUGUUUGUGACGAACGCGAGCGACGACGAGUGGUGGCAGGCGAGGCGAGUGCUGUGGUCGGGCGACAAGGAGGGCCUCGGCAUCAUUCCCUCGCAGAAGCGCUGGGAACGCAAGCAGCGCGCGCGCGAUCGCACUGUCAAGUUCCAGGGACACAUGCCUGUCAUGCUCGACAAGCAAUCGACUCUUGAUAGGAAAAAGAAGAACUUUUCAUUCAGUAGGAAGUUCCCAUUCAUGAAAAGUAAAGAUGACAAAUCCGAGGACGGUUCUGAUCAAGAACACUCUCCGACUACGCCAUGUUAUGAAGGGGAAUCAGCUGGUCUGCCAUUCAUGUUGUGUUACACCCAAGACGACCCAAGCAGUGAAGGUAUUAGCUUAAGCAGUAUUAGCAUUAUAGAAAUACUAUUUGCUACGGAAGAAACAAUUCUUUCUUAUGAGUCGGUGGCCCAGGAAAAUAUCAACUAUACUCGGCCGGUCAUCAUAUUGGGGCCACUAAAAGACAGAAUUAAUGAUGACCUUAUUUCUGAGCAUCCUGAAAAAUAUGGGUCAUGUGUGCCACAUACGACAAGACCAAAACGAGAAUAUGAAGUGGACGGCAGAGAUUACCAUUUCGUAGUAUCCAGAGAACAGAUGGAACAAGAUAUUCAGAACCACUCAUUCAUAGAAGCUGGCCAGUACAAUGACAAUUUAUAUGGUACUUCUGUCGCCUCCGUCAAGGAAGUGGCUGAAAAGGGAAAGCACUGUAUCCUAGAUGUCAGUGGUAAUGCAAUCAAGAGGUUACAAGUGGCUAACAUACAUCCAAUCGCUAUAUUCAUUAAGCCAAAAUCUGUAGAAUCAAUUAUGGAAAUGAAUAAGAGAAUAACUGAAGAACACGCCAAGAAAACCUAUGACCGUGCUCUCAAAAUGGAACAAGAAUUUGGAGAAUUCUUCACUGCUGUGGUCCAGGGAGACACUCCUGAAGAAAUCUACCAGAAAGUGAAGCAAGUGAUAACCGAGCAGUCAGGACCCACCAUCUGGGUUCCAACCAAGGAGCAGCUAUAACAUAGUCUAAAUCACUCAAUCGAAGCUUUUAGUUCGGUUUUUUAAAGUGUCUUAAUUUAUGUCAUUAUUUGUCUUAAACAUUGUGAAUAUUGCCCUAAUUGUAUCUGUCUGUCUACUCACAAAUUUUCGUUCAAUAUUUUAUGUAUCCCCCAUAUUAGAUGUAUCGUUUUUACAAUCGUUGAAUCUCGCAACAUAGAACAAUAAUAUUAGUUUUUAAUUGCAUAUAGCUCAAGGCCUCAGAGGUAAACAAUGCUUAUAUAUUAUUGACCUUGUCGAUUAAAAUUGUGAAAAUGUUCUGUUUGAAUACAUUAUAAAAUAUCACAAUUUUUAUAAUUGUUAGAUAUCAAUAUUUAGACCUGUUAUGACUCUUUUAAACGUGUUGUGUUCAUAAUUGAAUGCUUGUUGACCUCUGAUAACCUUGAUUGAUAUUAAUUUUUUUUUGCUGAAUUUGAAUCGUUGUUUGACAAUCAUUUGCUGCCUUCAUGUCAGUUUCAAAUCGACCAGAAAUACCCAACUAUUUUCCAAGUUCCCUACAUUAUACUGUACUUAUCUUUCGGAAAAUUAAUUUCUUAAUAAUAAUAGCAUUUAUAAUCUUAAUAAUAUUUGGCAUCUACAUCACCCCUUAUAGCCAACCCGUUUCACGACAUGGCGUUAAGUGACUAACUGAGUAAACAUUAGGUUUUUUGCGUGCAAUAGAACGGCUCUUAGCUUUUAUAAAUUUCAACUGACAAAUUUGAGAAUAACAGUCAAUGUUGAUUUUCAAAAUUUGAUUAAAAACUGGUUUAUUACGUAAAGUCUUCAUUCUCCUUCUGAAUAAUUUGGAGGCUUCAAAGAAAUCAAUUAUAUCAUCUAGUUUAUAUGCUUAUUAAUAGCAUACUAAAAUUUUAACUAAGAUUUUAUCUACUUUAUUGUCGAAUUCAACAGAUAUCUUGGCUUAUCUUUCAAAAUAAUUUUAAAGGAACCCUAUCCUAGCUUGGUAGUUCUUGCUUUCAAAUCAAAUUACUAAGAUUCUAAUUAGUAGUCUACUUUAUAAAAAAACAGCUACAAUUCACAAGUACCACGACAUUGAUCAAAUUCCUUUCAAAGAUAUAUUUGAAGAAAACUUGAAGGCAGCAUAUUGAGAAUUUAUGUUGAAAAAUUAUUUUUUAAAAGGCUCAUGUAUGUUACUUCAUUUGGACUUGUUGUAGCUCGUCCACUGCCCACAAAAAAUAUCACAUGUAGAAUAAUUAUUGUGAUUCUCAAUGAAGCUCUGUCAUCCUACAAAAUAUCAACUGUUAAUUGCCCAGUCGAAUUAAUCUGGUAGAAUGAAUUAAUAAUUUGAAUGACCCUGAGUUUUUAGCUCUAGAAAAAGGUUGUAUCAAUAUUGUAAACUCUCUAAUCACUAAUUCCUGAAUCCAGUUAUGUAUUAAAUUAUUUUGCUUCAAAGUUCAGUAUAACUCUAUGUUGCUAAAAAUACUUUCAUGGCUUAGCCGCUGAAUUGAAUUUUCAGUUUCAUAUUAAUCGAGUAAAGCGUCAUAUUUCUGUUGUUGUAAUUCAGUAAAUAAUAAAAUUUCACCUAAAUAAUACUUUCUCUGACGAUCGCAUGUUAUAAAAUGAAAAAUUAAUAUUUAUUGAAAUACGUUUUUAAAGUUCUAAAAUAAUCUUCUACUAGCAUCAAUAAUUUUUUCCAAGUGAAAUUUUGUGGCAAAAUUACAAUGAAAAAUCCAAUAGUGAGCAACAUUAUCAUCAACAUCCACUUAUUGGAAGCAUCACAUAUGAAAUUUAAUCAUUCGUGUUCCUAUUCUUGUAUUAAUUUUACUAGGUUUCUAACUGUGAAGCAGGAAUAUUGAGAACUACCAAGUAUUUUUAUCCUAGUUCAACAUGUAACUUGAUCUACUAUUUCUUCUCUAUUUAUUGAAGUUUUCAUGACUCUUUUCAUGAGCCUACUGCAACAUGAUUAGUUUUCAUCGAAUUUUCCAGGCUGCAAUACUCGAUUCAAUUAGUAUUUCAAUUGUCUUUCAGAAAAUAACUUGACUCUAAUAACAAUAUUUUCUAAUAAAUUCCCAAUGUUUGAAAUGGAAUGUUAUAAAAACUUGAGCUAUAGGCUCAUCUGUAGUGUUCUAUGUUUGAAAGUUAGUUCUGUUGAUAUAAUUUAAUUUUAUUAGAAGACUUGUAAUUUUAGUGUUUUGGAGAAAUAUUCAAUGUUUUAUUGAAAGCAUUAUUAAGUGUCCUCCAUCAUUCUAGUGAAGAAUGCAACUUUUGUGAAUCAUUAGAAAGGAGAUCUUUAAGAUAUAAUUCUGAACAAAAGUUUAUCAUUUUGACAUGACGCUUUAUAAAAUAAACGAGAAGCUAUAUGAAUGAUACUAGUAGAUAUUAAUCUCUUAUUAGCUUCUUCAUAUAUUUAUAUGAAGUGAUGUCAGGGUAAUAUGUUUUCUAGAUGUUUAUGUUCUGGUUGUUCGUUUUACAUGUAAUCUAAUACUGUAAGUUGUUAGUUUAAUCGUUAUCAAAUUUGUCGCAAGGAAUGAAUGAGAAAAAUGUACCAUUUGUAAUUUAUAAACAGUAUGCUUGUAUUUUUCAUGUUAACAUAGAAAAUGUAUUUCUAUGCUUAUUCUUUGACAAACAAUAAUUAACGUUAUUGAUUUGAAAUAUUUAUUGCUUCUGAAGAGUGAUAAUUCCCCUCUUAUGAUUUAAUCAUUAAUAGAAAGAUUUAACUUACCUUCUUCUGUUCGGAUACCAAUUGAUGUUGAAAUCACUUCACGAGCGACCUACCGAAUGAUUUUAUCCAUUGACUGGAACUGACUUUGUUGUCUUGUUAUUCAUAAACAAAUAUUGAUUUCCCAUAAAAAUGUGGAUACCAUUUUAUGUGAGAAUGUUAUAGAUAUUUCAUUAUUUUUAUAAUGUUGGAACACUGUAUUAUAAGAAUCGUUUAUUUUAUUACUUUGCAUAUGUGAACAAGUUUUUAUAUGAUUGACUCAUAUUUCUGUAAAUCUCAUUAUAAUAUUUGUUUUCGUGUUGGAACAUUUAUUGAUAUAAUUUAUUAUUAAAACGAUGUGCCAGAAGUGUAAGAUGCAAUAUAAAUGCCGGUUCAUUCACUAAACAAACAUGGACAUCUUUUGAACUGAAAUUGUUAUGAAGUGAAAUUAUAAUUAUUAUUAAGAUACAUGUAUAGUUAAUUGAUAAAUAUAUACUGUGUAAAAUAAACAAAUAUUAUAUAGAUAUAUGAAUAUAAAUUAAUUACUAAUAUUAUUAAAGGCGAUUUUUUCACUGUAGUUUGUAUAGUCUGUCGCCUAUGGAGAAUUGUUGGUAUCUCGGCAUUUCACAGGCUGUGAAUAGUCUGUGAGCCGAGACAUUUUUACGAUAGUGCAAAACGUUGUUAUGUGAUCCCUGCCAAUUAUUAAAAUGAUUUAACUUGUUAUCUGUUGGAAAAUUGUUCAAAUUGUUUUCACUGUAAAAAGCAGAUCUUAUAUCGAUUUGUUUUAAUAUGAACCUGAUAAAAAAUAUGCUCUAUGUUCAUGUAAUGAUAGUGUUUGGAUAAUUGAAUCUGGAUUUGUCUUGAUAUUUUAAUUCUAAUAAAAAAUCUUAUUGUGUGA
Molecule: messenger RNA, 7536 nt
Organism: Nilaparvata lugens (brown planthopper)
Lineage: Eukaryota; Metazoa; Arthropoda; Insecta; Hemiptera; Delphacidae
Gene: dlg1
Product: disks large 1 tumor suppressor protein
Exons: 24
Coding region: 935-3967 (1010 amino acids)
Biological process (GO): chemical synaptic transmission
Cellular component (GO): neuron projection; postsynaptic density membrane; neuromuscular junction
Molecular function (GO): kinase binding
Source: RefSeq, a predicted model, not a curated record